Messenger RNA from Saccoglossus kowalevskii, 3530 nucleotides. RefSeq names its product attractin-like protein 1. The record is from RefSeq and is a predicted model, not a curated record. Gene Ontology annotation, molecular function: protein binding. Gene Ontology annotation, cellular component: Golgi apparatus. NCBI's taxonomy places the organism in Eukaryota, Metazoa, Hemichordata, Enteropneusta, Harrimaniidae.
CAUGAUGUACCUGGAUUUCUUCUUGGCGAAGUCAAAAUUUAGGAAAAUACGACAGGAGUGUCACCGGUUACUAGCAGUUUUACUUAUUUGUUUCGUAGUUAUAGACACAGUGUGUGCGAUUAACUGUUCAAAAGACUCUGACUGUUUACAUGGGACAUGUAUAAGCGGUCUGUGUGAUUGUGAUGAUGGUUGGACCGGGGACAGAUGUGAUCACUGCGGCGGUCGUGUAAGGUUAGAUUCGCCAACUGGUUACAUAACGGAUGGUCCGGGGAAUUACAAACAUGUGCAUACUUGUACAUGGUUAAUAGAUAGUGGAGAGCUAGAUUCAAUUAUUAGAUUGAGAUUUGAUCAUUUUGAAACUGAAUGUUGUUGGGAUUAUUUUUACGUAUAUGACGGUAAUAGCAUAUAUGAUCCAUUAGUGGCAGCUGUCAGUGGUUUGUUAGUACCAGAGACUGCUAGCUCCAAUACAAGUAUACCAGAGGUGACAACGUCAUCUGGUUAUGCAUAUCUACAUUUUUAUAGCGAUGCAGCAUAUAUUAUGACAGGUUUUAAUAUUUCAUACAGUGUAAAUAGUUGUCCAAAAGAUUGUUCUAAUAAUGGUAAUUGUACAGAAGGUCCUAAAUGUGAUUGUGAGAGUGGCUGGUCUGGUGAUGCAUGUGAUAUAGUAAUAUGUCCAAAUGAUUGUGGAGAUCAUGGACAUUGUGAACCAGCAACACUCACAUGUCAAUGUACAGAUGACUAUCAAGGAUAUGAUUGUCUGACUCCACCCACAGAUGGACACUGGGAGUUAAUUUACGAUAAUUUAAAUCCAGGAAGAGCUUCCCAUGCAUCAGUACUACAAGGGGAUGUAAUAUGGAUAGUUGGCGGAUAUCCUUUUUCUAAUAACCUCAACUACCUUGAUAUUUUAAGGUAUAAUAUUACUUUGGGACAUGCAGAAGCUGUACUCCCCCUAUCGGAGACAAAACCUACACAAAGAUAUGGACACUCACUAGUACUCAAUAAAGAUAGUCUACUCAUGUAUGGUGGUACAGAGACAGCAGAGGGGGUAGAUAAAAUUGUAGCUCAACUGUGGUCUUUUAAUAUUACUACUGAGACAUGGCACCAUAUAGAGACAGGUGGUCAUAGGUAUGCAGUGGAUGGUCAUACAGCACACAUGGUGAAUGGUGUUAUGAUAAUUAUAUUCGGUUACAGUCCUGAAUUAGGAUACACUAAUAUUGUACAGGAGUUUGAUUCACGUACUGGCAAAUGGACGCUGCCAUCAACGACAGGUGUCAAUGUUAAUGGUGCAUAUGGUCAUAGUAGUUCAUAUGAUAGUCAUAAUGAUCUCAUCUAUGUCUAUGGUGGUAACAAAGCUGCAACUAAGAAUUCAUAUUAUCUAUCUGAUGAUCUGUAUUCUUAUAAACCUUCAACAAGACAUUGGAGUGUUUUGCCAUCAAGUGGUCACUUUCAGUAUUUACAUUCAUCUGUCUCAAUGGGUGGUAUGUUUUAUGUAUUUGGGGGAAAUCCUCACAAUGAUACAGCUGCUAGUACUGGUGCAAAGUGUUAUUCCUCAAAUCUGAUAGCCUUUGAUUUACGUGAUUGCACUGCAUUUGGUGAUGAAGAAUCAUGCAUACUUGGUAGUCCAGGUAUUACAUGUGCUUGGAAUGCCCGGAUCAACAAGAUAAUCCAGAUUGUAUGGAUAUCAAGAAAUGUAAUGAAUGUGUUUUGGAAUACGGCUGCGGUUGGUGUGACGGUGAAUGUUCUGCUAAUUGCCCUACUGAUCCUGUUUACUGACAAUGACCAGUGUGAAGGAAAUGAUUACCCAUGUGAGAAACACUACAGCUGUCAGCAGUGUCAACUACAACCAGAAUGCUAUUGGUCAACCACUUUGUGUAGAAUCAGAAAUGAAGAUGAUCAGAACAUUACAUGUAAAUCGCCGUGUUCAGAGCAAUACGACUGUCAGGCCUGUGCUAGUAAUGGUUGUAUGUGGUGUGCUAAUUCCCAGCGAUGUGUAGAUUCCAAUGCAUAUGUCACAUCAUUCCCAUAUGGAUUGUGUAUGUCCUGGCACAAUAAUAAAGACACGUGUCCAGAAGUCGGCUGUUCUCAGUAUCGUACAUGUGAGGAUUGCCACGAGAAUCCCGGAUGUGGUUGGUGUGAUGAUGGCAGUAAUACAGGUCUAGGUGUAUGUAUGGAAGGCAAAGAAAAUGAACCUGUCCUUGAUAACACAUGCCCAGCAAGACAAUGGUUCUUCAUAGGAUGCCCAGGUGAGCAAUGUGAAGAGUGUACUAUUGGUUACUAUGGCGACCCCACAAAUGGCGGGAAUUGUUCACAAUGCUUCUGUAAUGGGCAUGCCACAGAAUGUGAUAACAAGUCUGGUAAUUGUCACUGUACAACCAAAGGUAUAACAGGAAAGGAAUGUGAUCGGUGUGAUUCAGAUAACAAGUAUUAUGGAGACCCAACAAAUAACGGCACAUGUUAUUAUGAGUUACUCUUGAAUUAUCAGUUCACAUUCAACCUCUCCAAACCUGAUGACAAACAUAUCACUGCAAUUAAUUUUAAAUGCACAGCUGAUACCGGUAACCGAGAUAUCGAGUUUAAUCUGAAUGCGGCCAAACCAUGUAUUCUCAUGCUCACAUACAGAUCAAUAAAGUUCAUGUAUACCCACAACACACCUGCAUCAAACUUGCCAAUUAAACCUUUGACCUCGGCCACUGCCAUAUCGAUAGAACCGUGUCAUGGUGGCAGAGCAGCCGUCUUAUCUUUACUCAUGAGGCUGCCAGCUUCAGAAGGAGGUUAUGCACCAGCUGGUUAUAAUGGUCUUAUAGUAGGCAGUGCAAUAGUGCAAGUAAACCCAAAGAAAGGCUCAGAAGGAAAAGAUAAAAAUACAAGUAGACAACGGAAAGGUCAUCCUCACAGACCUGUACCCAAUGGUACAAAUUGUGUGUAGCAUACUUAAUAAGUCCUUGCAUCACUGAAAUGAUAUAAAUAUUACUAUCAUAACUCUCUGCUUUGAUUCUCAGGUUCUCACACCCUUGGGUUCAUAUGCCACUUGGUUUCAACCUGGAUGUCUUUCAAUAACUGUUCUUUAGAAUUAACACUACCAGUAUUAGUUAACACUUACCAAUACGCAAAUAAAGCACCUUGCAUAUGGUAGAUAUUCCCAGUCUGAAACUUGAUAGAAAUUAUUCAGGGAUAGAUUAGAAGAAGUUAUUGGAAUAUAUGUUUGUAAAUAUCACACAAUUUUUGUAGCUGUGGAAACUUCACUGUUCACAAUGACUUGUCAUGAACACCCCUUUCCUCAAUUGUCACAUUUCCAGCAAGAAUAAUUUGCAGCAGCCAUUUGAAGCCAUCCAUUCUCGCCCCCGCCCAGAUUCUCUGAUAAACAUUUGCGAAUUCAACUCUAAACACAGCGUAGUGAAUUUUCAGUGAUGUCAGGACGCAAUUUUUUUUGCUUGUAAUAUAUACAGAGUUUUUAUAUAAAAACAUAAAGUGAAUUGUACUUAAAUAUUUAUGGUGAAUCUGAUUUUUAAAAUUAAACAGAAACAAGUGCA